GUUGCAUCAUCAUUAUUAACCGCGUGACGUUGUCAAUAACUCACAACGAGGAAAGUUAAAUAUUGAGAAGCGGGUAAGGUGAGCUGAAACUUAGUAACUAUGAGGUCAAUCACAGCUUCAUUUCGACACUAGCUGCAUAUCCACUGGCAAGCCAGGUGAGAGGCGCCUUCCAGGAAACAGCCAGAUUCACUAGGACAGCUGAAUGACUUGUAAUUUCAAAACUCUUGCCUGUAGUUUCCACUAAGGCUUUUCUUUGCUUGCGUUGUGGAACAUAUCAGUUUUGCAUAUGAUGAGCAGCGUCGGUUCACGAGAACUGCUUAUAAAUGUCCACUAAAGCGGAUAGAGACUCACAGGUAGAUGUGACCCACCUAGAUACCCGCAAAGCAGAAUGGGCUGAAGACACUGACGACCCGGAGGUGAUGAGGACGGAGGAAGCUCCAGCGCCUCGCAGGCUCAGCCGCAGCCCGAAGUGCGCUCGCUGCAGGAAUCACGGCGUCGUGUCGCGCCUCAAGGGCCACAAGCGCCUGUGUCGCUGGCGUGACUGUCAGUGCGCGAACUGUCUGCUGGUCGUAGAGAGACAGAGAGUGAUGGCAGCGCAAGUCGCCCUCCGGAGACAGCAGGCCACAGAGGUUGGCUACAAGCCGCCUGUGUUAGAGGACUGGCCAAAGAGACUCCACCAACCCCCAGUCAGUGUUCGUAUGAGGAAGAGGAGAGCGUUUGCAGAUAAAGAGCUGGAGACUGUGAUGCUGGAAAGAGAGCUGAGGCAAAGAGAAAUGGAAGAGUUGCCUGCGCUCCUCCUCCAGGCUGUGGUGCCGUCCGCUCCCUCUCCGUAUUUUUUCCCGCUGUCAGACCCAAUCAUGCCCACGUACAUGCCUGUGUCCAAAAGCGACUGUGAUCUCCCUCACCAUCAACACUCGCUUAAAUCCAAGACUCUAGACUGCGGCCCAAACACACUGACAGACAGCGUCUCUCUAAGAGUGUGUGAGAACUGGGACAUUUUCAAUGUGAUUCGGCCUCCACCGCGCUGUUACAGCGCAAGCCCAGGUGUCAACAUGGUUAAAAACAUACCGGACAGCGGGUUUUCUGAUAUGUCUGUCAAACCAAAAAGUUUAGUUGUCGACACCAUGUCAAAGCAAGGCAUUCCUCCCUCACCGUAUAUGGCAGACGUGCUGGUACAAGCUAAAUCGCCCCACAAACGCUGCAGGUCAUUGGGACACGAGGCCUCUGUUCACAUGGACUGUACGGAGGGUGCAAAUAAAGACCCCAUCAAAAAAGCUGUAACACGGCCAUUACCUUUUUCUGUAGAGGCAUUGCUCAUGAGAUAAGAAUAUUU
This is a messenger RNA of Sinocyclocheilus rhinocerous, 1333 nucleotides long. RefSeq lists its product as uncharacterized. Gene Ontology annotation, molecular function: RNA polymerase II cis-regulatory region sequence-specific DNA binding; DNA-binding transcription factor activity, RNA polymerase II-specific. Gene Ontology annotation, cellular component: nucleus. Bases 324 to 1325 code for a protein of 333 amino acids. Lineage: Eukaryota; Metazoa; Chordata; Actinopteri; Cypriniformes; Cyprinidae. Gene Ontology annotation, biological process: sex differentiation; regulation of transcription by RNA polymerase II. The record is from RefSeq and is a predicted model, not a curated record. The transcript is spliced from 2 exons.